CGUUUACCUUCGUAAACGGACGGAUUUGCCGCCGUCGCUUGUAAAACACGUCGAUAGUGUAUCGUGUCGUUGCAACUAAGUGUAUUGUUUUACGUGAUUUAUUGAUCCAGUGUCGUUUAUCGGAGUUUUUGUAACAGAAAUCAAUCUUAGUGUUGGAACAAAACCAUAAACAAUUUCGUUUGCGCAGUAGUGGUUUUUUCUGCGUAAAAUUGUAAUGCAAUAUUAAAAUUUAUACCAGUGACCAGUGCUAGUGAUCAAAAUUAAAUUUCCAAAUUCAAAAAUAGCGAGAGAGAAAAUAAAAUAGAUUCUUUACUGAAUUAAAAUUUAUGUUCUAAUUUUGAAAGUUAUAAGCCAGUGUUGGAAAACAAAAUUUAACUUCCAAUUUCAAAAAUAACGAAUAAUAAAAAUAAAACAAGUUUAUUAUCGAAUUUAAAAUGUUCCCAAUUUUUUAAAUUAUGAAUUGUGAAGUGUGCUCCUGUUACAAGUGAGUGUAAAUGUGUGAAAAUCGAGUUACGAUGUUGAUCACCAAGUACACGGCGAUCCUGCUGGAAAGCGCUAAAAGCGCUGAAGCGAGGAACGCCGCUGUGAGAUUUGAUGGUGGGACCUCGUCAUCACGGGAUAGCCGUUCCAGCGUCCAAAGAGCUGUCAGACGCCGACGCAUCCCUUACAGACAAAAAUGUAGAUAGAUCAAAUAGCCACAUUACUAAAGGUACGAUGUCAAUUGACCAGGCGUCUCCACUGGUGCCGAUCAAGCCUCAAGUGGCACUCCAGAACAGUGCAUUUAUAAAGAACAGUCAUAAUCGCAGCAGUUUCUGUGGGGUGUCGCCCUCUGCUAAUAGCAACGGAACGUUUAAAACCUUUGCCGUUAAUCGCAAGAGCUGGAGUGGAAAUAUAACCCUCCCACUUCAACAAUAUGCUCCUGAUGUCGACCAAGCUCCGCAGUUAGCGACAUUUCGAUCGGGCACUGGCACUUUCCCGAGAAACAGGGAGAGAAACAAUAACAGUACCUCCAACGGAAUAUUAACACCUAACGGGAACUCGGUUCAGACGUUCAAAGGAAAUGAAAUAAGAAGGAGCGGAUGCUCUAACGGCCGACGCUACGCCGAGAUCGGAAACUGGAGUAAAAGGAAUGCGACAUUCCUUGAACCUCACCUUCAAGGUAUAAGACGUCGCGAUAGCAGGAGUUCAGACUCGGAUCACGAUGAACGAUCGACAGAAGACGACGAGCGCUCUCUCAUCCGCUGCACUCAGCGAACGAGACUACCGCCCCCUCCUCCCCCACCGCCAGACGACGAGCCCCCACCACUGAAGCCUCGAGAGUUUUUCGAAAGACUCCAGAGUCAAGCUAUGAAGGAGCAAGAGAAGCAGAGGCCACGAGAUACAGCUUUCAAAGACAACAGUCUAUUUAGGCCGGUUGAUCACGAAGGCAGUCUAGGAGAUAGUCUAAGUCAGAGUCGCGAAAGUUUAUCAUCUGACGGCGAGGGUGCACGGGGCGACUGCUCAUCAGUGGACUCCUCAGGAUCGGGGUCUGAAGAACAACCGCCAUGCGACAUCGGGCUCUUGGAACGGUUGAUCAGGACGCACCCCGUUUGGUUCCUACCCGGCAUACAGAGGGCGGGAGCGUUCCAUCUGUUGCAAGGGAAAGAGGAAGGGAACUUCGUCGUGCGCCAGUCCAGUCAACCCGACACAAUGGCUAUCAGCGUUCGUCUUCCUGCAGAUAAAGGGCCUUAUAUAGAGCAUUACCUCAUCCAGGCAUCAGGAGGCCGUAUCGGCUUAGAGACAUCACACAACCGUUUCGAUAACAUACCUGAACUAAUUGCACAUUACUCACAAUGUUGCGAUGAAUUACCUGUGCAACUCCAGUUACCGCGUGCACUUCGUGAGGCGAAAAGUCGCCAACAACUUAGCUCCCUGACUUUGCUGGGUCAGGAAUUCUGGGGCUAUCCAAUGGCAAACCCUAAAAACAACCCUCAUAGCCUACUCUCUCCUUGUCAGUUGGCUAAUGGAGUUGUACCAAUGGCCGUUACGCCAUCAGAUACAGCAUCUAGUCUAAGCAGCUUCAACGCAAGUACAGGAACUAUUUCCAGAGAACAUGUUUUAAGUCCGGAAAAGGACAAGAAUGUCGUAUUAAAAAUGUCACCAAUAGACAGAUCUGGUUCCCCACCGAGUCAAAAUCAGAAUCUUAGUACAUUUAAAGGACGAACACCUCCGUCUCCACCAGCAAAACCUAGUGGGACAGCAUUUAUCAGAGCGCCUAGGCCUACCCCACCAAAUACUCUUAAUCUAAUGUCUAGUACCGCUCUUAUAACUCAACCUCAUACAUUUCCCACGACCCACACACAACAAUCUCCUACAUCGAAUCACGUCAAAACUACCCCACCUCCACCACCUCCACGAUGGGCCAAGCCGCCUGUUUCUAAAAUGUCCUUAUCUCCUAAAUCCGAAGCUCAAGCUUUCAGCCCUAUUAACAAGGCUUCACAGAAUGGAAACAUAACAGUUACAACAACGGUUACUUUCUGUGUCAAUAACACACAAAUUCAUAAUCAUCAAAUAAACGAGAGCAUACAAAGUGAUCGGCUGCAACUAACGCUUGCAUCUAAUGCAAUCAAUAAUAACAACAGCGCAGACUCUGUUUUCAACCUAGGGGACAAUGGCAAAAACUUUGCUGAGUCUGAUGGAGAAACACAGAAUAUGAUGCAUCGUAUGUCGCCAGAAGGAGAGUGCAUUAACGCAAUGACAGCUAGUUUGCACGGAAGCUUCAAAAGACAAAUGACCGAACAAGCAAAUACCACCGAACCAGAAUCGCCAGCUGAGCCCCAGUCCCAAACGAAUACCUCUGACUCAGUCGAUCCCAUCGUAAACACUUUCUCUAAAUCUAAUAACAGUUUUACUUCAAAUCACUUAGUGUCACCUAAUGGCACUAAUUCUGUUACAAGUGGUAUAUUUUCACCGACAAGUCAAAUUAAUUCUCCAGUAUCAAACGAUACUAUAUCGUCUAAAAGUGGCGUCUUUUCUCCUGUUAGUCAAACGAAUAAAAGUGAAAUAUUUUCUCCUGUAUCUAGAAGUUCACCAAUAUCAAACAAAAAUGUUUUUUCUCCAACUUCUAACCAAUCUAUCGUUUCACCUAUGAUGGGUAAAGAUCGUGAUAAAGUGUUGUCACCUAGCACUAAUACAACGAGUACUACGCCAUCUGGUAGAUCAAGAAGGAGUAGACACUCCCAGAGAAAGGAGUCCAGACAUUAUCAGGAAUCAGAUAUUUUAGAAUCGCCAAGUGUAUAUUGUAGGAGUUCUUUAAUGGAUAAAGUAUCCGACUAUGAAGAUAUUUGGGGACCAGAAUGUAAUAAUUGUUCAACUUUCAAGCCUUUAAGACUAGAAAAUGAUAAUAAUUUAAAUAAUGGAUUAAUGAAAAGUAAGAGACCCGACCUUUUGCCAGAUACCUUGCCAAAGCUUAAUGCAGCUAAAAGUACACAAUCUAUUUUGGAGAAGGAAAACAUACAUAUUUUAAACUCGACAGAAAGUUUGAAUGAAAAGAAGAACCUCUCCGACAGCUCUUUGAAAAAGAGUUACAAAGGUUCCAAUGAAAUUAUAGCGACAACGAAUAGCAAAGGAGAUAUAGUACCAAAGAGGCCAGACAAACUUAAUAUUGUUAUGAAUAUGAAUAAGAAAUUAACUGAAGAAAUAGAAGCAGCUUUUAAAAGUAGAGAAAAUUCUAAUGCAGAAAGUAUGGAAACAGUGAAAUUAGAAGACGACUGUGUUAAAGAUCCGAUUAGUGAUGACUCUGAGAAAGAUAACGCUGGCAGUCCUUUCUAUGCGGACCCUGUAGAUGCAAUUAAUGAAGCUGCCUUACCCCCUGUGCAAAGACGAAAGCUAAUCAGAGUCGGCGUGAAUCUCUCCCAGAGAUACUCAGAGCCUCCCAAUCAAAAUCAUCCAUACUAUCCUCUAAGAGAUAUGCACAGCAUUGAAGAACUAUCGCCGUCAUCCCCAAAUACAUCGUCAUCAGUGGACAACCUGGUGUCACUGCGCAGCAAGCCGAAAGUGAAACCGGUGCAGCCACCACGGAUCAUCAGUAAGCCGCCAACAGGCAAGAACGACCAGACUUGGACCAUUGACUCCAGUUGGGAGUUCAUAAAUAAAAAUGACGAAUGCUCGAACAGCGAAGGCACGUUCCCUUCGCUAGCUGAACAAGAGUGCCGGCUGAGUGGGGUCGACGACGGCGUGCAGCACCUUACAAUGCAUCAAGUUGUAGCACAAAGACUACCUGAACUAAGACUGAACUUAGAACCAGUUGCUUUGCCAGACGAGACACGCUCGCCGCCCCGCGCCUCCUGCUACGACAACGUGCAUGAUCUAAGGCCCAUGUCCGAACAGGCGAGCGAUGAUGGAACAGUAUUCUCAGAGCCAUGGGAUAGUUCCCAGUGGGACGGUCUCAUACCACCGUCUAACAGACAACCACCAUACGAAGCAGAGGAACCCAGUGAAUGGGAGUCACCUUUACCAAGAAGGGGUCCGACUAUUACCAACCGUGCCAAAAGCUUCCGAGAUCGACUGGAUCCUUUACUUGCGGCGGGACGAGUGCGGGCGCUGCGGGGUGGUCGCGGCGUGCGCGGGGCGGGGGCUGGAAUCCGCGCGUACGCACUACACCUCGCCCAAGACAAGAGUACCGUCUUUGCGCAGAAUAUUGACAACUUCAUCGCUUGCACACUCGACUCCAAAGAGACUGAACCGAAGGUAAUGAUGAGCAAUAUGAGACAGUUUAUGUCCGGAAUGAAAAACUAUCUCGUCAAGCACGGCGAGAGAGAGUUUAAUAAGGAAGUCGAGAAGGAGAGGCUCAAGUUGAAACCUACGGAGUUCCUAAACCUGGACGCGAUCCUGGAGGGCGUGAUGUACCGCGUGGUAGUGCGGCCGCUGCGCGCGCGGCUGUACUCGCUGCUGGCGACCAAGUACGCGAGCGAAGUGCGCUGCAUGCACGCCGCCAGCGAACGCGCGAUGCACGCCACGCCGCUGCAGCUCGGCAUCAAGGAAGCGACAAAAGUGCCACCACCGUCGGUGUUGUCAGUGAUCUCAAAACACUUCGUCAAGAUGCAAGAAGCCGACUCCCCGUUGGAUAAACUCGAGAAUCUUCUAGCUGCCAUAUCUGUUAUGUUUAAUUCGAUUCGCGGCGACCGUGCAGUGGGCGCGGACGACCUACUACCAGUGUUGGCGUGGACAUUGGCGCGCUGCCGAUUUAUAUGCGCCGAGCUGGAAGCAGAGUUGAUGUCCAGGCUGCUGCCGGCCGCCGUGCUCGCCGGCGAGGGCGGAUACUACCUCACCACGCUCUUUUCCGCCGUCGCAGUGCUUAAGAAGUUUGCGCCGCAACCGGCGCCCGACACCACCAUGCCUUGGUUGCGCGGCUCGGUGGAGGCGUGCGCGGCGGGCGGCGGCGCGGGCGGCGCGGUGGUGCGCGUGGCGCUGCCCGACGAGUGCCGCGGCUCCAUCCGGCGCGUGGCGCUGCCGUGCCGGCCCGGCGCGCGCGCGCGCGACCUGUGCCGCGCGCUCGCGCACGCCGCCGCCAUCACCAACCCGCAGGACUACGCGCUCUUCGCGCUCCACGACGGACACGAAACCAUGUUGAACGAAAAUGACUGUCCGCAAGAAGUGAUGUCGGAGAAAAUUGGACAUAAUUUCAUACUAGCAUACAAGAGAAUAGAUGCCAAAAUCGCAUGGCCCCAACAAGCGCUGCUCUCCUAUCCUUAAACAAAAAAAAUCUCAAUAAUCAUUAAGUAGGCAAAAUCUCUUUAAAAGUUUACAAAAACCUAAUUUUUUACUAUAACGAAACUUUACAAAAGGUUGUCGAAUUGCAUUCAGUGUUGUAAUGUAAUUUACACGUUUUGGAAUAUCACUACAAAUUCUGUAACAGCAGAAAUAGAAGUGGGCACGGAAUACCAUCACUGGAAAAAAAACUAAACAAAUGGAAAAUUAUUUAAUUUUAAUAGCAAAAUAAUGACAUUGGAAAUACAAGCGACAAAUACUGUCUCGAAAGUGUAUUUUAGAAACAUACAUAUAAAACAACACUGAAAAACAUAGUUUUAAUUACACUCUUUCAUAGAAGUACAAUUGGUAAAAUACAGGAAGUACCUGUGAAAUAGUGCAAGUGUUCUAAAUAAUAAACAUUGAUUCCAAAUUCGACCAAUUAAGAAAAAUAAACAGUAUUACAAAUUAAACCAUUACUUCUAAGAAAUGGAGUGAUUUUCUUAAAUUCUGUAUAUCAGCAUGAAUGUUAUUGGAUUAUAACGUACAUAUAUAGCUUAUAUUUUUAUCACACAAACAAUAAUAAAGUGAUAUUUUCUAAGAUAUUACCCAAUUAAUUAAAUAUGCUAUUGUUCUCAUAAGCUUACAUUACCUAUAAGUACAUCGCUAAAUAGGUAGGAUUUUUAAAAUGUCACUAAUGUCUGACAUAUUACUACGUAGCUUUUUUACUCAAUAAUUAGUAAGUAAUUUUGUAUAACCUGACUGAACGCUUCAAGUGUCUACUGACACUGAUAUUGUACAUUUUGUAUGACGUGUGGUUUUAAUUCGAUUUUGUGUGAUUCUUAUACGCUAAAUGGAAGAUUUACAACUUACCGAUUUUUAUUGUUCCAUAUUAUGUAGUCAACGGAGUAACACUUAUCCAACUAUCUUACAAAGGUAGUUUCUUCAAGUGUUUAUUUAAAUGUUCCUAAAUUCGACGUGCACAGGACUCGCUAACUAAAUUGUUAUAUAUAUUUUUUUCCUAAUUUUAAUAUUUUCCCAAAAUAUUCUCUGCUGUUUUGUUUUAACUUUUAAAGUAUUGGUAUUUAGACUUUUUAAUACUAACUUGUUUAUGAACUGUGAUGUAAUUUGUAUUAGUAAUGUAAGGAUUUGUAUUGAUUUUGUAUAUUCGUAGAUACGUUUCAAAGGCGUUAAUAUAAUUUAUUUAUAUUUAAUCAUAAGAGAAAUAUAAACCGUGAAAGAUAAAGAGAGUAAUGAAUAAAUUGCAGCCUACUAAAUAAAAAAAGUGUAUUUUUAUGCAAUAAUUUUAAUACAAAAGUAACAUCUAAAGCUGGCUUAACCUAUAAUUAACACACAUAUUUAAGGCUAAGCAGUUUAUAACUUGGAAUGAAGAGGAAAACAAGAAGAAAAACAAAAUAUGACCAAUAUUUUGUUUUCAUUACACCGCUAGUUUUUAAUUAUUUUAUUUACAUAGAGAGAUUAAUAAAAAAAUUAAACAAUUUCAACUUAUUGUUAUUUUUAUACAACGAAAACAGCUGAUAUUUAUUCACUAUUCUUAACAAAUACUGUUUAGUUCUACCUUAACUACCACUAAACCAGCGUCAACGUGGGAUAUCUGUGUGGCAUUUAAAUUUAAUAAAGCAGUAUUACAACUUACAUUAAUUAUUCAUAUUUAUUUGAACAAAAUUGAUAUGUCACAAAUGAAGAUGCCGUGGUAUAAAUUAAAAUGCCACAAAAAUAAAAAAAAUGUGAUCAACAGUCAUUUAAAAUACUACAGAAUUUUUUUCAAGAUUAUCAUUCAUGAGAUUACCACAUAAUUACAAUUUAUUUUAAAUAACACAGGUAUUCCAUGAGAUUAAAAUUAAUUUAAAAUACCACAGAUAAUUCAGUGGUAAUAAUGUAACUGAAUACUAUUUUGAGUCUAGUUUGUGGUGUUACAAAGGUAGACUAAACACGAGCAGCGGUGAGCAUACCGUUUGUAUUUAUUACAGUCUUGUAUUUUAAAGUUAGUUAUAUAACACGUAUAUUGUGUUUUGAUAACAUUUUCAGUCAUUUGUGAAAAGUAAAGGAAUUUUUACCAAAUCUAAAA
Molecule: messenger RNA, 7816 nt
Organism: Galleria mellonella (greater wax moth)
Lineage: Eukaryota; Metazoa; Arthropoda; Insecta; Lepidoptera; Pyralidae
Gene: spri
Product: protein sprint
Exons: 25
Coding region: 595-5733 (1712 amino acids)
Biological process (GO): signal transduction; vesicle-mediated transport
Cellular component (GO): cytosol; endocytic vesicle
Molecular function (GO): small GTPase binding; guanyl-nucleotide exchange factor activity
Source: RefSeq, a predicted model, not a curated record